AUGUCCGUUCUUUUCACAAGUAUCUCAGAGAACAACCCCGUCAAGCCGGGCGAUGCACAAGCCCUCCUCGACCCGCUCGGCCUGACCAUUGACCCAGCAGAGGCGAAGGAUUUUCACACACUUCUCGCAGCAGUACACGAUUGCGCCGAAGAUAUAGCUGCAUUGCCGGACUAUCAGCCAUUCUCCGAUCAGGUCAAAUAUCCACGAGAGAAUGUGCGCCGCCCAAGUGAGGAAGAGCAAGUCUUCGGGCAAGCCUGGGCACACAAAUUCCUCAUCCGCGGUAAUGCACAAGGCGGCCCUCUGGCAGGCAAAUCCGUCAGUUUGAAAGAUGUAAUUGCGGUCGCAGGCGUACCACAGCUUCUGGGCUCCGAUAUCAUUCCGUCUUGGACACCUACCACAGAUGCGACGGUUGUCACACGUUUGCUCGACGCUGGCGCUGACAUCCACGGGACAUCGACGUGCGAGAACUUGUGCCACUCUACAUCUUCAUAUACCAGUGCGCAAGGUACGGUGGAAAACCCGCAUGCCAAGGGAUAUUCGGCGGGUGGCAGUACAUCUGGAGGAGCAGCAUUGGUGGCAGCUGGUAUAGUGGACAUCACUAUUGGUGGUGACCAGGGCGGGAGUAUAAGAGUUCCUGCUUCUUUCUGCGGAUGCGUCGGACUCAAACCCACUCACGGGCGCGUUCCUUUCACCGGAAUCGCCAGCGGUGACUCGAUAAAUGACCAUGCCGGUCCGCUAGCCCGGACAACUCUGGAGGCUGCAAUGUGCCUAGAUACUAUCAGUGGAUACGACGGUAUUGAUGAUAAAGCUCUUGGUAGCUCGAAGCCAGGGUCUACCAAGUUCGCAUUAGCACUUCAAGAGAACUCGAACACGCUCGAGGGCUUCAGGAUUGGCGUGCUGCGUGAGGGCUUUGAACACAGUGCAGUAGACCCGCUUGUCAAGAGCUCAGUAUUGACUGCAGCUCAAAAGUUCAAAGAUCUGGGGGCAACAGUCGAGGAAAUCUCUCUCCCGGAACACCUGCAAGGGCCUGCACUCUGGACUAUUCAACAGCGAAUUUCUGGUGCGCAAACCCUGUUAGGCCAAAACGCAGGUAGAAGAGCGCUCUACAUGACUGAGAUGGAGCAUGCACGGCUUCCAUGGACGGACGAUGGCUUCCAGCGGGCAUUUCCCUCCACGAAGAACGUCAUCAUCAAUGGGCUCUAUCUGGCACAAAAGUUUCCUGGUCUCUACGGCAAAAGCGUCAAUAUUGCGCGACAUGUCAGUGACAAGUAUGAGGCCCUGUUUGAGAAAUAUGAUGUCCUGGUGAUGCCCACCACGCCGGUUGUCGCUCCUCGACAUGGGAAGCGGGAGCUUCCGAUUGAUUCGCUCAAGCCUAGCAUGGGUCUUACGAUCAACACUGCCAUAUUCAAUGUGACAGGCCAUCCUGCUAUAACGAUACCGGUUGGCUUGGCCUCGGCGAAAGAUGAUAACCAGGUCAUGCUGCCAGUUGGAUUGCAGAUUGUUGGUGGAUUGUGGCAGGAGGAAAAGAUUCUGCGGGCUGCCCAUGUAUGGGAGACUCAUUUUGACUGGAGGAAGAUGCAUUGCGCCGCCGAUAUGAACUAG
Penicillium bovifimosum is the source of this 1602-nucleotide messenger RNA. RefSeq names its product putative amidase. The transcript has 3 exons. Gene Ontology annotation, molecular function: catalytic activity. The record is from RefSeq and is a predicted model, not a curated record. Bases 1 to 1602 code for a protein of 533 amino acids. NCBI's taxonomy places the organism in Eukaryota, Fungi, Ascomycota, Eurotiomycetes, Eurotiales, Aspergillaceae.